AUGGUCCGGUUACCACUCCCACAGAGGCUGAGCUCGCAUCUGUCCGCCAGAAGCUCGAGCUCGACGCCCGGACAGAGCAGGAGUACCAGUCCUACGCGGUCUGUGGAGACCAAGCCUCUCUUGCUUAAAGUGUCCGUGAUUAAGGGACGAAAUCUCGCAGCCAAGGAUCGAGGUGGGACAAGUGAUCCGUACUUGGUGGUGACAUUAGGAGACGCGAGACAAUCGACGCCGACAAUCCCGAAGACACUAAACCCGGAAUGGAACGUCUCAUUCGAAAUGCCCGUGGUGGGCGUACCUCUGUUGGAAUGUAUCUGUUGGGAUCAUGAUCGAUUCGGCAAGGAUUACCUGGGCGAGUUCGACAUCGCAUUGGAGGAUAUUUUCGAGGAGGGGCAGAUCAGUCAAGAGCCCAAAUGGUACACUCUCAACUCGAAACGACUGUCGCAGCGUUCGAAUCGGAAGAAGAAGAAGGACAGCAACGUCUCGGGUGAAAUCCUUUUGCAGUUCUCGCUCGCCGAUUCCGCGAAUCUCGCCGCAUCGCCCUCGGACACAUACCGGAAAUUCAAGAGCCUGGUGUGCACCGGUGAGGAGGAUGAUCAGCUUGACCAGAUUCCGGCUGCCGAAGACCUCGACGACCUCGACGACCAAGAGACCUCCGACGAGACCGAUGAUCUGUCGAAGCCGGAGAUUGUCGAAAAGCGCCGACGGCGCCUUCGACUAGCUCGUUUGAGACGCAAGUCCUUGGCUGCACGAGCGUACCAAUUUUCAGGCUCGGGAAGUGGUGUCCAAGGUAUUGUAUUUAUAGAAAUCAUUCGGGUGACUGAUCUUCCUCCGGAGCGGAAUGUGACACGAACGUCGUUCGACAUGGACCCCUUCGUCGUUACUUCGCUAGGGAGAAAGACGCUCAGAACACCUGUCGUGCGGCACAACUUGAACCCGGUUUACCACGAGAAGAUGGUCUUUCAGGUCAUGAAACACGAACAGACCUAUACCAUCAGCUUCACGGUGAUGGAUCGAGACAAGUUUUCGGGCAACGACUUUGUCGCCUCUGCCAAUUUCCCUCUGCAGACCCUCAUCCAGUCGGCGCCAGAGGCAGACCCUGAGUCUGGUUUGUAUCACUUUGUUGAGUCUGAGGAACCGAGCCCGGUCCCCAAGACCACUUCUGGAUUUGCUGUCAGCCCGUCGCCAUCAUCUAAGAGUCUCUCCAAGAUGGGCCGGCCUACGUUGAAGACGCGUAACUCUGGAAAUUCCGUCUCCAGCCAGUCUCUUUUGUCGAUUCCCACCAAAGCUCCUCCCACGUCUGUCCCAGAAGAACCGAGUCAGAAUGUGGACAGCAGCACCACACUUCAUGUUUCUUCUACGCUUCCCCUUGACAAUAACGACCCCCCUCCCCCGACAGAUGAAGAAGGAUUCCGGCCCUACCUGAUCCCCCUGACCCUCAAGAACCGGGACAGAUGGGAGGACAAGCAUACUCCCGAGCUGCAUAUGAGAGCAAAGUUUUUACCAUAUAGUGCACUCCGACAGCAGUUCUGGAGACUUAUGCUGAGACAAUACGACACGGACGACAGCGGCCGCAUCGACAAGGUUGAAAUGACCACGAUGCUCGACACACUUGGAUCCACUUUGAAGGAAUCAACCAUCGAUAGCUUUUUCCACCGAUUCGGUGCCGGGAACGAGUCCAGCGAAACAGAAACAGCCGACUUGACCUUUGACCAAUCUGUGAUCUGUCUGGAAGACACUCUGCGAAUCCUACAAAAAAGAAAUUCCGUCAUACCAUCCCUUCCCCGAGGACCUGGACUUACACCAUCGUCAGUCGGAAGCCAAGAAAGUGAGGAGCCAUCCAGCAGCAGUGACGAGCUCGCUUUAGAAUCUAGCACAGUCUUGCCCCCCAAUACUGACCCGCACGGCACAGCUGUUCCAACCGUCUCUAGCGAUGAACAGCCCAGCUCGAACGACGAUGAAUUGCGGCCCGAUGACCUCGGAGAUGAGAGAGGCGUAGAACAUGUGGUAGAAAUUCGAGAAUGCCCCCUAUGCCACCAGCCUCGCCUUGGCAAACGAUCGGAUGCGGAUAUCAUCACCCAUAUUGCCACAUGUGCCAGCAGUGACUGGCGCCAGGUUGACAAUCUCGUUAUGGGCGGCUUUGUGACCUCCAGCCAGGCCCAGCGAAAAUGGUACUCCAAGGUCAUUACCAAGAUUUCCUACGGUGGAUACAAACUCGGAGCCAAUUCGGCCAAUAUUCUUGUCCAGGACCGGAUCACGGGCCAGAUCAAUGAGGAACGCAUGAGUGUUUAUGUUCGUCUCGGAAUCCGCUUGCUCUACAAGGGGCUCAAGAGCAGGGACAUGGAAAAGAAGAGAAUUCGUCGUGUUCUGCGUUCUCUCAGUAUCAAACAAGGACGGAAGUACGACGACCCGGCGUCCGCCAGUCAGAUCCGGGACUUCAUCAAUUUCCACCAGUUGGAUAUGUCAGAGGUCCUCAUGCCCGUAGAGAAAUUCCGCAACUUCAACGAGUUCUUUUAUCGCGCAUUGAAGCCCGAGGCUCGCCCGUGUUCGGCUCCUGAUGACCCCAGAGUCGUUGUGUCUCCCGCCGACUGCCGCUGCGUGGUCUUCGAUCGAAUCGACGAAGCCACCAGCAUCUGGGUGAAAGGCCGAGAGUUCUCCGUCGAGAGAUUGCUGGGCGAUGCCUACCCCGAGGAUGCUGCUCGGUACCGCAACGGCGCUGUGGGUGUGUUCCGCCUGGCGCCUCAGGAUUACCACCGGUUUCACGUCCCCGUGGACGGGGUGAUGGGAGAGCCCAAGACCAUCGAAGGCGAGUAUUACACGGUGAACCCGAUGGCCAUCCGCUCUGCACUAGAUGUGUAUGGCGAAAAUGUGCGAGUUUUGGUCCCGAUUGACUCUGUCGCGCAUGGCCGCGUCAUGGUCGUCUGUGUGGGAGCCAUGAUGGUCGGUAGCACGGUGAUCACUCGCAAGACGGGCGAAAAGGUCCGCCGGGCAGAAGAGCUUGGGUACUUCAAGUUUGGCGGCAGUACACUGCUGGUCUUGUUUGAGGAGGGAGUGGUCAACUUUGAUAGAGACCUUGUGGAUAACUCCAAAGGUGCCCUGGAGACCCUGAUCCGAGUUGGCAUGUCUGUCGGUCACAGUCCCGACAUGCCUCAACAUGAGCCGGACAUGCCGAAGAAGGCGGAGAACGUCACUGCGGAGGAGAUGCAAGAAGCCAAGCGGCGUAUUGAAGGCAGCCAGGGGCCUCCGAGCAACCCGGCCACGCUCGGCGCCACCAUCCAUUGA
Penicillium cinerascens is the source of this 3279-nucleotide messenger RNA. RefSeq names its product putative phosphatidylserine decarboxylase Psd2. The transcript has 7 exons. Gene Ontology annotation, molecular function: phosphatidylserine decarboxylase activity; calcium ion binding. The record is from RefSeq and is a predicted model, not a curated record. Lineage: Eukaryota; Fungi; Ascomycota; Eurotiomycetes; Eurotiales; Aspergillaceae. Gene Ontology annotation, biological process: phospholipid biosynthetic process. The coding region runs from base 1 to 3279 and encodes 1092 amino acids.